AUGGAUUCUAUUAAUGAAGAAAAAUCAUCAUUCAUAACAGACAAGGGGACUUACUGUUACAAAGUUAUGUCGUUCGGUCUCAAUAAUGCUGGGGCCACAUAUCAAAGGCUAGUGACCAAAAUGUUUCAUUAUUAUCUAGGGAAAACCAUGGAUGUUUAUAUAGAUGAUAUGCUGGUCAAAUCACAACAUGUAGGGGCUCAUAUUCAAUACUUGUUUGAUACAUUUCAAAUUCUUCGCAAAUUUAACAUGAAAUUAAAUCCUGAGAAAUGCGCGUUUGGAGUAUCAUCAGAUUUUAGUCAAGGGAUACAAUUGGAUGCAGAAAAAGAAUUGCAGGUAUUUAACGGGUCUAAUCCAGGUACUUGGACCUUAUUUACUGACGGUUCAUCAAAUGUAAAAGGUGCAGGUCUAGGCAUUGUUUUGGUACCACCUACGGGAGAAACCAUAAGACAAGGCGUAAAAUGUCAUCCUAUUACUAAUAAUGAGGCAGAAUAUGAAGCUGUGAUUGCAGGUUUAGAAUUAUCACGAGAGCUCGGAAUAGAGAAAGUCUAUGGAAUACUUCUUGAGGAUAAGAAAAAGGCUCAGGAACUUUGCCAAAAGGCAGCUCGUUACUGUUUAAAUCAAGGCAAUUUAUAUCGAAAGAUGUUCGGUGGCCCUUUAGCAAGAUGUCUCGGACCUUCUCAAACUGAAUAUGUGAUGAAAGAAAUACAGAAGAGACAUUGUAGAAAUCACGCUGGAGGAAUAUCUUUGGUAAAAACCAUAAUUAGAGCCGGCUAUUACUGGCCAAAAAUGAAAGAAGAAGCAAAAAAUUUUGUGGCUAAGUGUGACAAGUGCCAAAGAUAUGGCAACAACAUGCAUCGACCAGCUGAAUUAUUACAUCCAGUUGUGGCACCAUGGCCUUUUAUGAAGUUGGGGAUGGAUAUCAUAGGACCAUUACCACAAGCUAAAGGUGCACAAAUCACAGAAUUCUUUCAAAGUUGGCAAAUUAAAAGGAUUACCUUGAUAUCUUAUCAUCUGGUGGGCAAUGGACAAGUCGAAUCGACAAAUAAAUUUAUUAUCAAAAACUUGAAGAAAAGAUUAGAAGAAUCAAAGGGUAAUUGGCCAGGAGUUUUGUGGGCUUACCGAAUAACAACAAAAAUAAGUACGGGAGAAAUACCGUUUUCACUUGUAUACGGAGUUGAAGCCUUAAUUCCAGUCGAUAUAGGGGAACCAAGCACAAGAAUUAUUCAAGCUAAUGAGGAGUUGAAUGAAAGAGAGAUGCAGGACUAUGUACUCAAGAAAGUUUUCCAAUCCACGAGGGCAAUCAAUGCAGGAAAAUUAAGUCCAAACUGGGAAGGGCCUUACAAGAUUCGUGGAAUUGCACGAAAAGGUGCUUAUGAGCUUGAAACCCUAGCGGCAAGAUCUUACCUUCGAAUUGGAAUGCUGUUCAUCUAA
Messenger RNA from Nicotiana tabacum (common tobacco), 1431 nucleotides. NCBI's taxonomy places the organism in Eukaryota, Viridiplantae, Streptophyta, Magnoliopsida, Solanales, Solanaceae. The record is from RefSeq and is a predicted model, not a curated record.